UGCUUGGCUGACCUAUAUUAUUAAAAUCAAUUCUCUGGCCUCAGAUUUCUAUCUCUAUAUAAGAUAUAUAAGCAGCAACUCCACACAAGUGUUUUCAAAAAUCAUCUUGCUUAUACCCCACCUUUCCUAGAUUUUAGAUCUCUUUUCUAUUUCUCCAACAUCAUGUCCAAAUUAGCUCCCCUGCACUGGCUCCUAAUCCUUCUGGUUUUCUUAUUUGUUCUCUCAUCAGAAGCUGUCCCAACUACUAGAAGUUUUUUGCCAUACAGGGGAGAAUCCACAACCCAUGCUAGACUAGAUAGUCAGGGUCCUCUGGAAUUCAGAAAUGAAGAGGAAAAAUUAGAUGUGGCAGAAGAGUUCAUGGUAGAGGGAAGAAGUGAUUUGGAAAGCAAUGACUAUCCAGGGACAGGAGCAAACAACAGCCAUGACCCAAAGACACCAGGAAGAGAUUGAGAGACACAUGUAUAUUAGAUAAUUUGUAUAGAUUAAGAAUUAAGACAUGAGAGAAUGUUACAAAACUUGGUAUGGGACUUGCAUAUUCUUGCUGUUAGAAUAUAUUAUUCCUUCAUCACAUAUUUGGUAUUGGGGAUGAAUCUGUUUGUCUGAGCCGGCGGGUUACUUAUACUAUUUUGAUUUUGAUUUUGAUUUA
Molecule: messenger RNA, 646 nt
Organism: Lotus japonicus
Lineage: Eukaryota; Viridiplantae; Streptophyta; Magnoliopsida; Fabales; Fabaceae
Exons: 3
Coding region: 163-450 (95 amino acids)
Source: RefSeq, a predicted model, not a curated record